Molecule: messenger RNA, 555 nt
Organism: Pieris rapae (cabbage white)
Lineage: Eukaryota; Metazoa; Arthropoda; Insecta; Lepidoptera; Pieridae
Product: protein Abitram
Exons: 1
Coding region: 1-528 (175 amino acids)
Cellular component (GO): nucleus
Source: RefSeq, a predicted model, not a curated record
AUGGCUUGUGAUAUUCUGCAGUCAAUUAAGUUAGAUAACAAUUACAAAUCCUUUACUGAUAGAUAUUUCACCAAACGCUACAUAAUUGACUUCAAUGGAAUUAAGAAUAAUGACAUUAUGAUUAUGUUCCAUUCAAACAGAGUUGCAUUACUUUGUUUAGCACCAAGUCAUUUCUUUUUUAAAAAUAAUAAUAAUUUUAAAUUGAACUUUUCUGUAGGAAAUGUAGAUAGAUUGAGCAAUACUGUUAAAGGCAAGAGUAAGAAGGGAGGGCAGAUGUUGACACCCAAAUCAGUCAUUUGUAAGAUAGAUUAUGAAGAUGGCACAAGUUUUGAUGUACCUGGUUGCAUGAAGAGUACCCUGAUAGAAGUAAAUGAGCAACUUGUCUCUGAUCCACACCUUCUCAGAAAGAAGCCAGAUGCCGAUGGAUUUAUUGCAAUAUUGUUGUCUAGUAUUGCAAUAUCAGAUGCAACUAAAAAUGAACUGUUGUCUUAUGAGGACUACAUUAAAGUUAUUGAUAGAUUAACUUAACAUAAUAAAAUUUAAUAUUUCUCUGUA